This is a messenger RNA of Callithrix jacchus (white-tufted-ear marmoset), 6264 nucleotides long. The record is from RefSeq and is a predicted model, not a curated record. Lineage: Eukaryota; Metazoa; Chordata; Mammalia; Primates; Cebidae.
UGGCCCUCUGCGCGCUGCGCCCGAAGCGGUGGUCGGUAGCUGUGGUGGUAGCGGCAGCGGUAACGGUUUCAUGGGGGCCGCGCGCGGCUCCGUUAGCGGCCGGCAGCGGACAGGACCCGGCCCGGAUGCCUGACAUGUCCCCUCUCCCACAGAACCGCGCUCUCUGAAACAAAGACUCACUUUGAAGAUGUUUAAUAAAUCAUUUGGAACACCCUUUGGGGGUGGCACAGGUGACUUUGGAACAACUUCAACAUUUGGACAGAAUACUGGCUUUGGCACUACUAGUGGAGGGGCAUUUGGAACAUCUGCUUUUGGUUCUAGGAACAAUACUGGAGGCCUAUUUGGAAACUCACAGACUAAACCAGGAGGAUUAUUUGGAACCAAUUCGUUUAGCCAGCCAGCUACCUCCGCAAGCACUGGCUUCGGGUUCGGUACAUCAACAGGAACAUCAAACAGCUUGAUUGGAACUGCAAGCACAGGGACCAGUCUUUUCUCAUCCCCAAACAAUGCCUUUGCACAAAAUAAACCAACUGGCUUUGGGAAUUUGGGAACCAGUACUAGCAGGGGAGGACUCUUUGGAACUACAAAUACCACCUUUAAUCCUUUUGGCAGCACAUCUGGCUCCCUCUUUGGGCCAAGUAGUUUUACAGCUGCUCCUACUGGGACUACUAUUAAAUUUAACCCUCCAACUGGUACAGAUACUAUGGUCAAAGCUGGAGUUAGCACUGACGUAAGUACCAAGCACCAGGGUAUUACUGCUAUGAAAGAAUUUGAAAGCAAGUCACUAGAGGAACUUCGCUUAGAGGAUUAUCAGGCUAACAGGAAAGGCCCACAGAAGCAGGUGGGAGCCGGUACCACAACUGGCUGCUUUGGGUCUUCUCCAGCCACUUCCAGUGCAACAGGAUUCUUCAGCUCCUCCACCACUAAUUCAGGCUUUGCAUAUGGUCAGAACAAAACUGCCUUUGAAGCUGGUACAACUGGAUUUGGAACAAAUCCAGGUGGUCUCUUUGGCCAGCAGAAUCAGCAGACUCCCAGUCUCUUCAGCAAACCAUUUGGCCAGGCCACUACCACCCAGAACACUGUCUUUUCCUUUGGUAAUACCAGCACCCUAGGACAGCCAAGCACCAACACCAUGGGUUUAUUUGGAGUAACUCAAGCCUCAGAGCCUGGAGGUCUUUUGGGGACAGCUCCAAACACCAGCACUGGGACAGCAUUUGGAACAGGAACAGGUCUCUUUGGGCAGACAAAUACUGCGUUUGGUGCUGUUGGUUCGACCCUGUUUGGCAAUAACCAGCCUACUACAUUUAGAAGCGGCGCAACCAGUACACCUUCAUUUGGUGCAACCAGUGGCGGGCUCUUUGGUUUUGGCACAAAUAUCAGUGGGAAUAGUAUUUUUGGAAGUAAACCAGCACCUGGUACUCUUGGAACUGGGCUUGGUACAGGAUUUGGAACAGCUCUUGGUGCUGGACAGGCAUCUUUGUUUGGAAACAGCCAACCUAAAAUUGAAGGGCCUCUUUGUACAGGAGCCUUUGGGGCCUCUGGAUUUAAUACUAUGGCAGCCACUUUGGGCUUUGGAGCCCCUCAGGUCCCAGUAGCUUUGACAGAUCCAAAUGCUUCUGCUGCCCUGCAGGCUGUUCUCCAGCAGCACAUCAACAGUCCAACAUACUCACCUUUUGGAGACUCUCCUCUCUUCCAAAAUCCCAUGUCGGACCCUAAGAAGAAGGAAGAGAGAUUGAAACCAACAGAUCCAGCAGUCCAGAAGGCUCUUACUACACCUACUCGUUAUAAACUGACACCCCGCCGUGCCACUAGAGUCCGGCCAAAGGCUUUACAAACAACAGGCACAGCCAAGUCGCAUCUCUUUGAUGGGCUAGAUGAUGAUGAACCAUCCCUAGCUAAUGGAGCAUUCGUGCCCAAGAAGAGCAUUCAGAAGUUGGUUUUGAAGAACCUUAAUAAUAGCAGUCUCUUUUCUCCUGUUAAUCGAGAUUCAGAAAAUCUAGCUUCACCAUCGGGGUGUCCAGAAAAUGGAGAGAGAUUUUGUUUCCUGAGCAAACCUGUUGAUGAGAAUCACCAGCAGGAUGGAGAUGAAGAUUCCCUUGUAUCACAUUUUUAUACUAACCCUAUUGCCAAACCUAUUCCUCAAACCCCAGAAAGUGCUGGAAAUAAACACAACAGCAGCAGUUUGGAUGAUACCAUUGUUAAGUUAAACAUGCGUGCUGCUUUGCGAAAUUGGCUGGAAGGAAGCAGUGAAGAAACGUCUUUUCAUGAUGAGUCACUUCAGGAUGACCGAGAAGAAAUAGAAAAUAAUUCUUACCGUAUGCAUCCAGCAGGUAUCGUUCUCACUAAGGUUGGUUACUAUACUAUUCCAUCUAUGGAUGACCUUGCUAAAAUUACCAAUGAAAAAGGAGAGUGCAUUGUCUCUAACUUCACUAUUGGUCGGAAAGGUUAUGGUUCAAUCUAUUUUAAAGGAGAUGUGAAUUUGACAAAUCUAAAUUUGGAUGAUAUUGUGCAUAUCCGAAGGAAGGAAGUAGUUGUCUACGUAGAUGAUAACAAAAAACCACCUGUGGGUGAAGGACUAAAUAGGAAGGCUGAAGUUACAUUGGAUGGAGUUUGGCCAACAGAUAAAACAUCUCGUUGUUUAAUAAAGAACCCAGAUCGCCUUGCUGUUCUCAACUAUGAAGGAAGAUUGGAAGCAGUUUCAAGGAAACAGGGAGCUAAGUUUAAAGAAUACCGGCCUGAAACUGGUUCGUGGGUGUUUAAGGUCUCCCAUUUUUCUAAGUAUGGCCGUCAGGGUUCUGAUGAGGAGGAGGAGGAGCAUCCAUCUAAAACUAGUACAAAGAAGUUGAAGACUGCUCCUUUGCCUCCUGCAGGGCAGACUGCCCCUUUCUAGAUAGUUCUUAAUGGCAAACCUGCACCUCCACCUCAGGUAGAGAAAGGACAGUGAAUUUGAAUGGAAUCCAUGAUACAGAAGUUGAAAGCAAGUCAUUCAGCUAAUACAAAGCUGUUUUAUGACGCUUGGAACUUUGAAGAGUACAAACAUCGGCAGUCACAUUGAAACAAGUACAAGGGAGGGCGUGAGGUCAUGCAGGCAUCUGUCUUUUUAUUUGAGAGAUUUAAAGAAUUCUCUUGCUGUUUGGAUCAUUCCUUUACAGAUUGUCAUUCUUAAACCUUUUCUUCUCUCUCAUUCGGACUUGCUGAAUUCUCUGCUCAUUGAUUAAGAUUUGCUCAUGUGGGUUCAUGCACAGUAAAUUCUAUGUCAGUUUAAUCUUUUUCUUUACCUCCAUGUUUUUUUAAAAGUUAAAUUAGCUUUCUGGAAGGUUUUUUAAUUUCCAUUUUUUCAAGUUGUUUGCUUAUACUUCAUGUAACCUUGAUAUUUGUAUUUUAAUACAUAGUCUUUAAGAAAAUAGACAGUUUUGAGAUGUAAAUGAAUUAUUUGGCUUGGGGAGAUCAGGGCCUGUAUUGUUUAUUGCAAUUAUUUGUAAUAUUGAUAUGGGAUUUCUUUGUAAACCAUCCUCUACCUCUCUGCUGUUGAAAGCUAGACCUUUGGAAUUUUCCAUGCUAUAAUUCUUAUAGCUGCUGAAAUGUGUGGUUUUUAUGAUUUAUUAAAUAAUCUCCUAGGAGGCUUUUCUGGAAAAAAAAGACUCCAAUGUUCUUUAUUAUACUAUUAUAGGAUACUAAGAGGAAUAAAGUUAAUAUGAAGGAACAAUCAGAAAGCUUUGGCUGAAAAGAAUUAUUUAAACCACUGUAGAAAACUUGUCAAGUUAUGAAGAAGGAAGUAGAACCAAUAUAAACUUGUGGGUUUUUCCAUUUAUGUAAAUCAAUGACAAGAGGUCUGGAAUGUGCAAUUGUCUUGCACAUAUUUUGUUCUUUCACAACAGAUAGAAAUAAAGGCACCCAGCCUGCAGGAGAAAGUUUGGAAUCACAGGUCUGACAUAACUCUGCUUGUUGUUUACUCUCUCCUGUGGCUAGCCUGACCUGUAAAUCGCGAUUUAGAUUCCAGCUGAACCUCCUCCAGUGCCAUGCAAGUACUCAGUGGUGUGUAAAAAUUCUUUGGAAGUUACUUAGAUGAAUAUAUAAUGACUUUUCAUACAUUCAAAAUACGAUUUCUUUAUUUAACUCACAAGAGAGGAACUCUAAUCAUGGCAAUAUUAAGUGCUAUAAUGAACCACAGGGUAGCAGAUGGGCCCUAGGGUAAACAGUUUCUGUACUAUUGAUUUACUUACUUGAUUUCCUUGUAAAACGUUCGUGACCUGGACCAUUGCUGUGGAAUACAAAUGCAGGUUUUCACAACAAGUCAGGCAUGAAGAUUAUUUCUUUAAAAGAACCUGAGUGUUCUCCGGUAAGCCAAAGGAAGACUAGUUAGUGUCUUCUGCUCUGGAAAUCAGUGUUUUGCAGUUUGAUCAGGUUUGUUAGAAUGAUUUCUCUGUAUGAAUGAUAGAGAAUGAUAGAGUGCCACAAAUUCUAUCAAGACACUGUCCAUUUUAGAAACUUCUAUUUAGAGCUCACUGUCUGCAUGACAUUCUGUUGUAUAUGUUUGUGACCUGAAGGUAUUAAGAUAUGAUUCUCUCCUGAAGGAAAUAUACAAAAUGUACAAUAGCUAUAUGAUUACAGAAGACAGUCAAACAUAUAAGAUGCAAACUUAAAUGUCCCAGGGCCCAGGCAGAUAAUGUCACUGUGUUGAGCUGCCUGCUAUAUGACAAUAAGGAGUGGUGGGGACUGUGCCCAACUGUAACAUUAAUUAUCCUCAUAAGCUCAAAUUCAUAUUUUAAAAAAACUGCUCUGCUUGUCAAGGAAAAAUAUACAUCGGGGCAACAUUAAUCCUAUUGGACUCUUUUUGGGUGCACAUACUCUUGUUCGAGUUUCUAACUGCCAUGUGAAGUUGACUUAAUUGACACAAUUUUGCAGAUAAGGUAGAGGCUCUACAAGGUCAAGGUCUUGACCAAGGUGACUUGAUUAAGUAGGAGGGCAAAGAUAAGAAGCUGAAAUUCGGUGGACCCAAUCCUGGUUAUUUUAAAUUAUAUAUAUAUAUAUUUUAUUGCACUUUAGGUUCUGGGGUACAUGUGUAGAACAAGCAGGAUUGUUGCAUAGGUACAUACAUGGCAGUGUGUUUUGCUGCCUCCAUCCCUGUCACCUAUAUCUGGCAUUUCUCCCCAUGUUAACCCUCCCCAACUCUCUACCAUCUGCUGUCCCUCCCCUAGUCACCCCCAGCAGACCCAGUAUGUGAUGCUUCCUUUCCUGUGUUCAUGUGAUCUUAUUGUUCAACACCUGCCUAUGAGUGAGAACAUGUGGUGUUUGAUUUUCUGUUAUUGGGUUUGCUGAGAGUGAUGAUUUCCAAAUUCAUCCAUGUCUCUACAAAGGAUAUGAACUCAUCCUUUUUUAUGACUGCAUAGUAUUCCAUGUUGUAUAUGUGCCACAUUUUCCUUGUUCAGUCUAUCAUUGAUGGGCAUUUGGGUUGGUCCCAGGUCUUUGCUAAUGUAAACAAACAGUGCCGCAAUGAACAUACAUGUGCAUGUGUCUUUACGAUAGAACCAUUUAUAAUCCUUUGGAUGUAUACCCAGUAAUGGGAUUGCUGGGUCAAAUGUAAAUUCUAUUUCUAGGUCCUUGAGGAAUUGCCACAUUGUCUUUCACAGCGGUUGAACUAAUUUACACUCCCAUCAACAGUGUAAAAGUCUUCCUGUUUCUCCACAUCCUCUCCAGCAUCUGUUGUCUCCAGAUUUUUUAAUGAUUGCCAUUCUAACUGGUGUGAGAUGGGAUCUCAAUGUGGUUAUGAUUUGCAUUUCUCUAAUGACCAGUGAUGAUGAGCAUUUUUUCAUGUUUGCUGGUCUCAUAAAUGUCUUCUUUUGAAAAGAGUCUGUUCACAUCCUUUGCCCACUUUUGAAUGAGUUUGUUUGUUUUUCCCUUGUAAAUCUGUUUUACUUCUUUGUAGAUUCUGGAUAUUAGCCCUUUGUCAGAUGGGUAGAUCGCAAAAAUUUUUUCCCAUUCUGUUGGUUGCCAGUUCACUCUAAUGAUUAUUUCUUUUGCUCUGCAGAAGCUCUGGAGUUUAAUUAGAUCCCAUUUGUCUAUUUUGGCUUUUGUUGCCAAUGCUUUUGGUGUUUUAGUCACAAAGUCCUUGCCUAUGCCUAUGUCCUGAAUGGUUUUGCCUAGGUUUUCUUCUUGAGUUUUUAUGAUGUUAGGUCUUAUGUUUAAGUCUUUAAUUCAUCUGGAGUUAAUUUCAGUGUAAGGUGUCAGGAAGGGGUCUAGUUUCUGAUUUCUGCACAUGGCUAG